GGUAUGUUUUUUUAAAAUUAUAAUCAAACACUUCAAUACCUACCUUUUCUUCAGGCAUCAUUCAGACAAACGCGCCUCAACUCCUAAAUCCUAGUAGACCCUCUCAACGAACACGGGGAGAAGCGGAGGCUAGGACUCAGGAGGAUCAAUCGCUUCUCUUUCUCUCUCGCCAAUUGUUUCCUCACUGACCUGUACUGCAUAAACAGUGAAGAUUACAUCAAACGAAGAAGAAGCGCAGAAUGAGUGGAGUACUCCGCCCGUUGGUUCUUUUGGCUCCUGCGAUCGAUUUCAACCAACACCAACGUCGACACCCCAACAAAACUUCGACGUUGCAGCGGUACUCCGGCAGCACAUCUAAGCUCUACAUCCAGAAAGCAUCGGUUUCUGCUUCCUCCUCUUCUUCUCCACUCAGCCGCUCCCCUGCAGAGAAUCCCGAUCAAUGGCAGGGUGCAAAAAGGAAAGGGGGAAGGCAAAGAAUAGCUGGUGUAGAUCAGGAUGAAUUACUGGACCCUACACUUUUAGCUGAUCCAGACAGUUGUUUUUGUGAGUUUGAAGGGGUGCAAAUACACCAUAAGGUAUGCGAUGCUGGAGAUGAAAGAAAAAAUUCAUUAGAGAAGAACUCUAUUUCUCAACCAUCAUAUCAAACUAAGAAGGUUGGUCUGCCUAUGAUUUUAUUACAUGGAUUUGGAGCCUCUGUUUUCUCAUGGAAUCAAGUUAUGAAGUCCUUGGCACAGGUCACUGGUUCUAAAGUUCUUGCUUUCGAUAGACCAGCCUUUGGGUUGACUUCAAGGGUGGAUUCCUUAGGGCAUUCAUCUGUUUGUAGCAAAGAUGCCAAACCUUUGAACCCAUACUCGAUGGCAUUUUCCAUUCUAGCUACCCUGUACUUCAUUGACCUCUUAGCAGCUGAGAAGGCAAUUCUAGUUGGGCAUUCAGCUGGUUCCCUUGUAGCAAUUAAUUCAUAUUUUCAAGCUCCUGAACGUGUUGCUGCGUUGGUCCUUGUUGCCCCAGCAAUUCUUGCCCCUUUUUCCAGUCAUAAGGAUGUUGACAGAAAUCAAGUGGGAGGAGAGACAACGCUGCAAGAAAACAGCCAAAAUUCAAAUAUUCUUGGUAGUUCAUUAAUCAGGUUUUGCAAGAUGUUGCUGAAGUUCUCUGAAUACAUUUCACAAGCACUAAUGCGAUUGGUGAAAGGGAUGGCAAAUAGGAUCAGCUUUCUGUACAAGAAAGCAUUAUUAGUAGUUCUGCGCUCUCGUCUUGCCGUAAUUUUGGUAAGGACGGUUAUUGAUAAAUUUGGUGUAGCUGCCAUUCAGAAUGCAUGGUAUGAUUCAAGUCAAGUAAACGAUCACGUCUUGUAUGGUUAUACAAAGCCAUUGAGGACCAAGGGUUGGGAUAGGGCUCUUGUCGAAUACAUAGCAUCAAUACUUACAUAUUCAGCACCUGAAUCAGAACCACCGCUGGAAAAAAAACUUCAAAGGAUUUCAUGUCCAGUUCUGCUUGUCACCGGGGAUACGGACCGACUUGUCCCCUGUUGGAAUACGGAGAGACUUUCGAGAGUGAUACCUGGAUCCUAUCUUAAAGUCAUCAAGCAUUGUGGCCACCUGCCCCAUGAAGAGAAACCGGAAGAUUUUGUAGCUGCCAUUCACGACUUCUUGCAGAAAGUUUUUGCUGAUUCGGAGAAGCAAUCUUUGCAACUGGCAUCCUGAAAUUCGCAUGCUUCUGUUAAAAUGUGUUCUAAAGUUUGAUUUUUGUGUGAUGGUGAGGUGGCACAUUCCACAGAUGUAAUGGGAAUGAUAAAGAGUCCUGAAUUCACAAAUCUACAGAAAUAUUUGAACUUUAACUGUGGAAAAAAAAAAAUCAAUGAAUAACAAUAUCUUCAUCUUUUCAAUA
Molecule: messenger RNA, 1884 nt
Organism: Malania oleifera
Lineage: Eukaryota; Viridiplantae; Streptophyta; Magnoliopsida; Santalales; Ximeniaceae
Exons: 6
Coding region: 240-1700 (486 amino acids)
Cellular component (GO): chloroplast envelope
Molecular function (GO): catalytic activity
Source: RefSeq, a predicted model, not a curated record